Molecule: messenger RNA, 1996 nt
Organism: Parathielavia appendiculata
Lineage: Eukaryota; Fungi; Ascomycota; Sordariomycetes; Sordariales; Chaetomiaceae
Exons: 5
Coding region: 51-1895 (614 amino acids)
Source: RefSeq, a predicted model, not a curated record
CUUCCAACGGCUAGGGGCGCGUCUUUGAGGCCCGCAAUUGCCUUGACAAGAUGAGCGCAGACGGGCCAGACAUUACGGUCGCUGUUGAUCUCGGGACCACAUACACCGGAGUCGCAUGGAUGACCCCGCGAACUCCCAUCCAGGUCAUCAGCGACUGGCCAGGAAGUGGUGACCGCAACGAGCGCAAAGUGCCUACGACAUUGAUCUACCACGGCAGCGGCGUCGUCUCGUCCUGGGGUUUUUUGUGCGCCGACGAUGAGAGUAGCAUGCAGGGCAAGACCAAGCACGAGUUCUUCAAAAUCUUCAUGGAGGCCGAGACGCUCGCCGGCGCCCAGCAACAGGGCCUCUCGGGCGCCCCAGCAUCGACCCUCGAGGCUCAGCGGUUUUGUACGGAUUAUCUCCGUCAAGUCUACCUCCACGUCAAGGAUAGCGUCGAGUCCGAGAUUGGCCGUCGCGACCUUGGAGGGUGGUCCGGGAUGAGAGUCGAGUUCAUCUUCAGCGUGCCCACGACGUGGACGAGCCUCAGCGUGAUCAACACCUUCAAGGACGUCAUCCGCAACGCCGGCUUCGGCGUCGAGGGCCCGCGUCACUCAGCUGAGAUCGACCUUACCGAGGCCGAGGCGGCAGCCGUGGCAACGCUCAAGAUGAGCGCCGUGACCCUGGGCACAGGGUCUGUAUUCCUGACGGUCGACGCCGGUGGCGGUACAACGGACCUGGCUCUGAUGCGAGUGACCUCGGCGAACCAGCAGUUGCCGCAAAUUUCGUCAAUGCAUCCCGUCAGCGGCGUGGGAAUUGGAGCCACGGUCAUAGAUCGGCAAUUCAUCCAUCUAGUCGUUCAAAGAAUGGCAACGUACCCCGAGAUCGCCAUGGCGUUGCCCCCCGACUUUCCCACGCAGCUCUCACGUAGCCACCACUUCAGGACAUUGAAACACAAGUUCGGCGAGCGGGCCUACAUGCAGCCGCUCUUCCGGAUUCCCGUAGAAGGAGUGGCUCACCACUUCAGUCACCCUGGGCUUGGGAUUGAAAAUGGCAGGAUGAUCUUCUCUAUUCACGAGAUUCAAGCACUCUUUGACCAGCAGAUCGAGGGCAUUGCGAAAAAGAUCAUUGAAGAACUCGACUGGCUGAGAGAUAGCGGUUGCCCUGAGCAAGUGCAACACAUGGUGUUAUCCGGCGGUCUCGGAAGCUCGGCCUACGUCCGCGACCAAUUACAGCAGCGCUUCGCCGACUUUCCGCACCCCAACGCCAGCAGGGUUGAAGUGAUUCGGUGUAGCGACCCGCAGCUGGUAGUCGUACGCGGCCUCCUGCUCGACCACCAGCAGAAGGCUCAAACAGGCGGCACAGCAUCCGUGCUCGCGGCGCGCGUCGCGCGCGCCAGCUACGGCAUCAUAGUCAAACACCCCUACUCCCCCGUGCUUCAUUUCAAUGAGGAAAUCGUCACAGAUCGGUACGAGACCGACAAGAAGUGGGCUGUGAAUCAGAUCGAGUGGUUGAUCAGAAAGGGCGACGUGAUUUACCCCAACGCCCCCCUGGCCAAAUUGUUCCAGAUCCGUCUUGCCGCCGGAGAGUUGACGAGAGCGUUUGAUACCAGAGUUGUCGUGUCACAGAGCGAGCCAUCCUUCCUGCCUAGGAGUAUGAAGCAAGCCGGUGCAACCAAGAUAUGUGACGUCCGCAGCAAUCUUGAUGGCGUCAGUCAGGAACAACUGAUUCUCAAGCACAAACGUGGAACAUGUUUCUCUCGCGGAUACACGUUCUACAUAUGCGAGUUUGAGAUCAGGGUCAUCGUGGCUCCUGCUGACUUGCGAUUUGAGCUGUGGUUUGCGGGGCAGAAGUUUUCGGGCAAUCACGAGCCAAUUUCUGUCACUUGGGAUGACGAAGGGACAAAGGUCAAGGGUUGAUUUGAAUGUAAUUACGGAUCCGUAUUUCCAGGACUUCCCACAAAAGGACGCGACAUAUAAAGACGGUGUAACCUGGAAAUACACUAAUAUGUUGAUGAAAU